Messenger RNA from Salmo salar (Atlantic salmon), 1138 nucleotides. RefSeq names its product leucine rich repeat containing 69 (gene lrrc69). Gene Ontology annotation, cellular component: cytoplasm. The record is from RefSeq and is a predicted model, not a curated record. NCBI's taxonomy places the organism in Eukaryota, Metazoa, Chordata, Actinopteri, Salmoniformes, Salmonidae. Gene Ontology annotation, molecular function: protein binding.
GUUUCCAUGGGAACCGGCCUCGCCUCGUUGCGUUUGUUUUGAUUCCCGUUUAAUUAACAAAUCAUGGCUAACAACCUGGUUAUUAGAGCUUUGAAAGCUAACUCAAAGUCGUUCGAUUUAAGCUCGAAGAAAAUGACCCAAGUUCCCAAAUCGGUUGCUAGAUUGACACAUGUUUUGAUCCUUUAUUUGAACAAUAAUUACCUUACAACUCUGCCCGUGGAACUGCAGACGUUACAAUCCUUGACAGAACUUAAUUUGGGGAAUAAUUCUCUGGAGGAGAUCCCAUCUGUUCUGAGGUACCUGAACUCCUUGAAAAAACUGUAUUUGUUUGGAAACCACAUUACAAGAUUGUCACCUGAGGUGUUAGAAGGACUUCAUCACCUCACUCUCCUCAAUCUGAACCACAAUCGGAUCACAGUCCUUCCACCAGAGAUUAAAAGUCUUUCUAACAUAGAAACCCUCAGUUUACUGGACAACCAAUUGGAGGAACUUCCUGUAGAAAUAGGUUUUCUCAAGAAAAUGGUUGAGAUUAAUUUAACCAACAACAAGCUGGCUAGACUGCCCAAACAGAUAUAUAGUUUGUCACAACUGGACAGAUUAUAUCUGGCAAGAAACAACCUCUCAGAACUACCAGAGGGUGUUAUUGGGUUGAUGAAGCUCAGAGUGCUGGAUGUGGCUGGAAACCGUUUAUCCAUGUUUCCUGUCGAUUUCCAGUUUCUGACCCUGAAGGAGCUGCUCUGUGAAGGAAACCCAUUUGUGAAGAGCGAGCUGAUGGAGUCUGUUCAAGCUGUGGAGGUGCUGUCAUUGAAGGAGCUGUCUGCUCGUCGGAUCCUGGCGGAGGACAAGAGUAGGUUCGGUGUGGUCCACAAGGCUCUGUCGUACCACCCUGGUCUGAGCCUGCUGCUGGCUGACUGGGGCAGCUGUUCCCUCUGCCUCCAACCCUUCCUCACCACCUGGCUGGAGUGUGUGCGCUUCGUCAACCUCAGGAAGGACAUGAAGAUGAGGAGUUCUCAGACCAUCCCUGUACGUGUUCAACUCUGUUCCUACAAGUGCUUCAAUAAGAGCGGACAUUCAUACUAUGGUGUUGCAUCUGUAUGAAGAGGUACUUCUAUUAAAACAUGUAUUUGAUAUAAAGUAA